Messenger RNA from Saimiri boliviensis boliviensis (Bolivian squirrel monkey), 2036 nucleotides. RefSeq names its product protein tyrosine phosphatase non-receptor type 2 (gene PTPN2). Gene Ontology annotation, biological process: negative regulation of ERK1 and ERK2 cascade; peptidyl-tyrosine dephosphorylation; negative regulation of receptor signaling pathway via JAK-STAT. Gene Ontology annotation, molecular function: non-membrane spanning protein tyrosine phosphatase activity; protein kinase binding. Gene Ontology annotation, cellular component: cytoplasm; nucleus. NCBI's taxonomy places the organism in Eukaryota, Metazoa, Chordata, Mammalia, Primates, Cebidae. The record is from RefSeq and is a predicted model, not a curated record.
GCGCAGAGUCUGCGCGCUGACGUCCGACGCUCCAGGUACUUUCCCUACAGCCGACCAGGCUUCGGCGUGGGGGCGGGGCGCGACGCGCAGCGCGCAUGCGCCGCAGCGAGAGCGCUCUCCGCGGACUGUGCGGGGCCUGAGCCUCUCAGCCGGCGCAGGCUCUGCUCGCGCCAGCUCGUGCCUGCCGCCAUGCCCACCACCAUCGAGCAGGAGUUUGAGGAGUUGGAUGCUCAUCGUCGCUGGCAGCCACUGUACUUGGAAAUUCGAAAUGAGUCCCAUGACUAUCCUCAUAGAGUGGCCAAGUUUCCAGAAAACAGAAAUCGAAACAGAUACAGAGAUGUAAGCCCAUAUGAUCACAGUCGUGUUAAACUGCAGAAUGCUGAGAAUGAUUAUAUUAAUGCCAGCUUAGUUGACAUGGAAGAGGCACAAAGGAGUUACAUCUUAACACAGGGUCCACUUCCUAACACAUGCUGCCAUUUCUGGCUUAUGGUUUGGCAGCAGAAGUCCAAAGCAGUUGUCAUGCUGAAUCGCACAGUGGAGAAAGAAUCGGUUAAAUGUGCACAGUACUGGCCAACAGAUGACCAAGAGAUGCUGUUUAAAGAAACAGGAUUCAGUGUGAAGCUCUUGUCAGAAGAUGUGAAGUCGUAUUAUACAGUACAUCUACUACAAUUAGAAAAUACCAAUAGUGGUGAAACCAGAACAAUAUCUCACUUUCAUUAUACUACCUGGCCAGAUUUUGGAGUCCCUGAAUCACCAGCUUCAUUUCUCAAUUUCUUGUUUAAAGUGAGAGAAUCUGGCUCCUUGAACCCCGACCACGGGCCUGCGGUGAUCCACUGUAGUGCAGGCAUUGGGCGCUCUGGCACCUUCUCUCUGGUAGACACUUGUCUUGUUUUGAUGGAAAAAGGAGAUGAUAUUAACAUUAAACAAGUGUUAUUGAACAUGAGAAAAUACCGAAUGGGUCUUAUUCAAACCCCUGAUCAACUGAGAUUCUCAUACAUGGCUAUAAUAGAAGGAGCAAAAUGUAUAAAGGGAGAUUCUAGUAUACAGAAACAGUGGAAAGAACUUUCUAAGGAAGACUUAUCUCCUGCUUUUGAUCAUUCACCAAACAAAAUAACGACUGAAAAAUACAAUGGAAACAGAAUAGGUCGAGAAGAAGAAAAACUGACAGGUGACCGAUGUACAGGACUUUCCUCUAAAAUGCAAGAUACAAUGGAGGAGAACAGUGAGAGUGCUCUACGGAAGCGUAUUCGAGAGGACAGAAAGGCCACCACAGCUCAGAAGGUGCAGCAGAUGAAACAGAGGCUAAAUGAGAAUGAACGAAAAAGAAAAAGGUGGUUAUAUUGGCAACCUAUUCUCACUAAGAUGGGGUUUGUGUCAGUCAUUUUGGUUGGCGCUUUUGUUGGCUGGACACUGUUUUUUCAGCAAAAUGCCCUAUAAAUAAACAAUUAAUUUUGCCCAGCAAGCUUCUGCACUAGUAGCUGUCAGUGCUACAUUAAUCAUAGAGGUUUGUUUGCAAAUGCCUCAUAUCCCAAAAAUGGUGCAGUAGAAUAGACAUCAGCCAGAUAAGUGAUAUUUACAGUCACAAGCCCAACAUCUCAGGACUCUUCACUGCAGGUUCCUCUGAAACCUAAAUUGUAAAUGGCUGUCUAAAAUAAAGACAUUCAUGUUUGUUAAGAACUGGUAAAUUUUGCAAGCUGUAUUCAUACAUGUCAAAUACAGUAUUUCACCUGACCAACAUUGAGAAAUCCUUUAUCACAGGAUUUGUUUUUGGAGGCUAUCUGGAUUUUAACCUGCACUUGAUAUAAGCAAUAAAUAUUAUGGUUUUAUCUACGUUAUUAAUGGAAAGAAAAUGACAUUUAAUGUGUGUAAUGUAUAAUGUACUGUUGACAUGGGCAUCAACACUUUAUAUUCUUAACCAUUUCAGGGUAAAUAUAUUUUAUAAGUAUCUAUUUAAUCUUACUUUUGUAGUUAACUGUACUUUUUAAAAGCUCAAUUUGAAAAAUCUGUUACAUAAAAAAAUAAAUUGUAUGUUGAUU